This is a messenger RNA of Macroventuria anomochaeta, 1149 nucleotides long. RefSeq names its product alpha/beta-hydrolase. Gene Ontology annotation, molecular function: carboxylic ester hydrolase activity; palmitoyl-(protein) hydrolase activity. Gene Ontology annotation, cellular component: cytoplasm. Bases 334 to 1053 code for a protein of 239 amino acids. The transcript has a single exon. Gene Ontology annotation, biological process: protein depalmitoylation. The record is from RefSeq and is a predicted model, not a curated record. NCBI's taxonomy places the organism in Eukaryota, Fungi, Ascomycota, Dothideomycetes, Pleosporales, Didymellaceae.
GUGGAGCCGACAGAUGGGGUCAAAAUUCGGCGAGACCCCGCGGCUGAGCUUGAACGACAAACCUCAUCAUCACCAUCAUCGUAUAAUCAACAGAUAUCUUGAGCACUGAUUUUAAGAUGCUUGUGGCAAAAGCAACGUUCGUAGAAUCACAAGAGACAAGGUCACGAAUGUAAGACAGUAGUACGGGAAAUCGAUGCGCGCCCGCAGGCAGCAGCAGAGCUCAACCAUGGAACCACAAUCACACAGCAAAUACCACAUCUCCAAAAUAUUCUCAUUCGUUAAUUUCUCUCUUGAAACACCAAGGCUAUAUUGAUCAUAGCCCACCAUCUCAAAAUGGCGUCUCCAUACCCACCAUCCCACACCGUCCCCCCUACAGCACCCCACACACACACCAUAAUCUUCCUCCAUGGCCGGGGCUCCAACGCAACAGAAUUCUGCUCCGAGAUCUUCGAGUCGCAAGACAGUUCCGGCGCAUUCUUCACCGAGUUAUUCCCCUGCAUCAAAUGGGUAUUCCCCUGCGCGGAGAAGAGAUGGGCUGUAACGAACGAAGAGGAAAUGCACCAGUGGUUCGAUAUGGCCUCAGUCCAAAGGCCGCAGGAAGAUUGUGAGGUUCAGAUAUCUGGGCUGCAUGAGAGUAGGCAGCAGUUGUUGGAGAUUGUUGGGGAAGAGGCAGAGGAAGUGGGUGUGGAAAGGAUGAUUGUGGCGGGUAUAAGUCAAGGCUGUGCGACCGCUAUCUACACACUUCUUAUCAGUGGUGUUCGCGUUGGUGGGUUUUUUGGGUUUUGUGGGUGGCUGCCGUUGGCAUAUGAGAUACAGCGUCUUACGAGUGCGCCAAGAUGGAAUAGGAACGUGUUGAGCAUGCCGGUGCUGCUACAGCAUUGCCAAGACGAUACGGUUGUCCCUUUUGAAAAUGGCGAGGUAUUGAGGGACAGGCUGCGAGGGUUGGGGAUGCAGGUGCAGUGGCAGAACUACGAGGAGGGAGGGCAUUGGUUGGAUGAACCAAAUGGCAUGGAUGGGGUUGUGUCGUUUGUCAAGAAAGUUACGAGCGGCUAGGGCUGGGAACUUGAAUGAUGGGGUGCUGGAGACUUACUAGGCACAGGCUUGAAAUCGGACAGAAAGAGAAGCAUGUCUCCACGCUGAAAAUUGGCG